Messenger RNA from Pestalotiopsis fici W106-1, 2283 nucleotides. RefSeq lists its product as uncharacterized. Gene Ontology annotation, molecular function: RNA binding. The transcript has a single exon. The record is from RefSeq and is a predicted model, not a curated record. Bases 1 to 2283 code for a protein of 760 amino acids. Lineage: Eukaryota; Fungi; Ascomycota; Sordariomycetes; Amphisphaeriales; Sporocadaceae.
AUGACCGGCAACACCAAGAAGCGGUCUCGCGAUGACCCCGAGGAAACAACAGUGGUUGUAGCUUCUGCUUCGCCCAGUUCGUCCCAGACGCAACAUGCACCAGCGCAAACCGAGCCUUCUUCCAAGAGAGCUCGAGUAGAGGCAGGCAGAUCCCUUUUUGUACGAUCGCUGCCGCCCUCUGCCACCGACGAGACCCUGACCGGCUUCUUCUCCGAGCAUUUUCCCGUCAAGAGUGCUGUCGUCGUAAAGGAUCCAACCACCAAGCAGUCUCGUGGUUAUGGUUUCGUUGUCCUCACCGAUGCCCAGGAUGCCACUGAUGCAAAGGAAAAGCUACAUGGCCAGAAAUUUGACGGCCGCCCGAUCAGCAUAGAGGUCGCCAAGCCUCGAGACCGGAAAUCCGCCACCGUCGAUGCCGACAAGGAAGAAAGACGGAAUGCCGAGAAGGAAGCAAGAAAGCCCCCGAAGCUCAUCAUCCGUAAUCUGCCAUGGAGCAUCAAGAAGCCCGAGCAGCUCGCCGCCCUUUUCCGCGGUUAUGGAAAGAUUUACUACUGCGAUUUGCCUCAAUCGAAGGGCAAGCUAUCCGGCUUUGGAUUUGUAACCAUGAAGCGCAAAGGCGCAGAGAAGGCCAUCGAGGCUGUCAAUGGCAAGACUGUUGAUGGCCGGACUCUUGCCGUUGACUGGGCUAUCAGCAAGCAGGAAUGGGGCAGUCUGCAACAGCAGGACGGUGGACAGAAUAAGGCAGACCUGUCGCAAGGUCCGACUGGAAAGGACGGAGAGAAGGGCGCCGACGGCAAAAGUUCCAGCGUUGGCGGUCAUGGCAAUGAGCAGAAAAUAAAAAGCAAGGAUGGAGAAGAGGAGGAAGAGGAGGAGGAAGAUGAAGACCUUCGAAAUUUCAUGAAGAACUUUGGCGACAAGCUCGAAGAUGAGGAUAGCGAGGCUGACGGAGAAGAGGAGAGGGAUUCGAAAGGCCGGGAAUCCGGCGAGGAUGACAGUUCUGGGGAAAUCUCGUCGGAUGCAGAGAAGCCCACAAAGACCCUGAUGACGGACAAUUCAUCAACACUGUUUAUUCGAAACUUGCCCUUUUCUACCACGGACGCCGAUCUCAAGAGCCACUUUGAGCAAUUCGGCCGGGUUCGCUAUGCUCGAGUCGUUAUGGACCGUGUGACGGAUCGCCCGGCUGGCACUGGCUUUGUCAAUUUCCUGAGCAACGACGAUGCCAUGGCUUGUCUCAAGGGGGCACCGCGGCCUCGGGCUACUGACGCUUCGGGAAAGCGCUCCAUAUUGCAAGAUGAACUGGCAGACGCCCAAGGCUCUUAUACACUUGAAGGCAGAGUCCUGCACGUCUCACAGGCAGUCAGCAAGGACGAGGCCACAAAACUGACAGCAGACGGAAUUGCCACACGCGACGGUAAAGAUAGGGAUAAGCGCCGUCUGUACUUGCUUUCAGAGGGUACCAUUACCCCCAGCUCGCCGCUCUUCGCUCUUCUUGCGCCCUCAGAGGUGAAGAUGCGAGAGGAGAGUGCUGCCCAGCGCAAGAAGCAGAUACAAGGCAAUCCAAGUCUACACCUCAGCCUUACUCGUCUGGCAGUUAGGAACAUCCCACGAAAUAUGGAUCACAAAGCAGUGAAAGCUCUGGCCCGUGAGGCCGUCGUUGGAUUUAGCAAGGAUGCCAAGGAGGGUCUCAGGGAGCCUCUAUCGAAAGAAGAACUGGCUAGGGGUGGUGAGGAAGACCGAGAGGCUGAACGCCGGCGCAAGGAGAAGGGCAAAGGCAUUGUCAAGCAGGCCAAGGUUGUCUACGAAAACAAGCAGGGCUCCAAGGUUGCCGAGGGUGACGGCGCUGGCAAGAGUCGCGGCUAUGGUUUCAUCGAGUAUUCCUCGCACAGAUGGGCACUCAUGGGGCUUCGUUGGCUGAAUGGCCACGCGCUCAAGAAUGAUACAGGCAAGACGCAGCGGCUCAUUGUCGAGUUCGCUAUUGAGAAUGCUCAAGUCGUAUCAAGGCGUAACGAGAGGCAAACCAAGCAGGGUCGACCUGACACGAAUGCAAAUGAGCACGAGCAGGGCACGUUGCGACAAGGUCAACAAAAUUCACGUUUCGGGCGCAAUGACAAAGAAUUCACAAAAGGCAAGCAUCUUGCCCAAAAGUUCAAGGGCACGGCCGGCAAGACUGUUGUUGAUCAGAGCGGUGUCGAGUCAAGAACGAGUAGUACACGUAAUGCUUUGGAGCAGAAGAUCAUUGGGAGAAAAAGGAUCAUGAAGAAAAAGAAGGCGAAUGCCCGGCGCUAG